This is a messenger RNA of Capsella rubella, 681 nucleotides long. Its product is annotated as photosystem I reaction center subunit IV A, chloroplastic. Gene Ontology annotation, biological process: photosynthesis. Gene Ontology annotation, cellular component: photosystem I reaction center; photosystem I. Bases 83 to 511 code for a protein of 142 amino acids. The record is from RefSeq and is a predicted model, not a curated record. The transcript is spliced from 3 exons. Lineage: Eukaryota; Viridiplantae; Streptophyta; Magnoliopsida; Brassicales; Brassicaceae.
CACUACUCUUUACUAACAAAACAAUCAAGAACCACUCUUUCGUGUCGCCAAAACAACAAGAAAGAGAAAACAAAAAACAAAGAUGGCGAUGGCGUCAGCAUCGACGGUGUUUGUUCUUCCGGCCAACGUCACCGCGGCCGGUGGCGUUUCUUCGUCCAGGAGCUCCGUGUCUUUCUUGCCCAUGAGAAGCGCCGGUUCUAGGCUCGUAGUCAGAGCAGCCGAUGAAGCGGCUCCGGCAACCUCUUCGUCUACAGAUUCUCCGGCAGCUGCUGCUCCUGCUAAAGCUGCUCCCACCAAACCUAAGCCUCCUCCGAUUGGCCCCAAGAGAGGGUCUAAGGUCAAGAUUCUAAGGAGAGAAUCCUACUGGUUCAAGAACGUUGGAUCAGUUGUGGCUGUUGAUCAGGACCCUAAGACUAGGUACCCCGUUGUGGUCCGGUUCGCGAAAGUGAAUUACGCCAACAUAUCGACCAACAACUAUGCAUUGGACGAGAUCGAAGAAGUUGCAGCUUAAAUGAGAGAAAUCAAAAACUCUCUGUGUAUUCUAUACCAUUCUAUCAGUUUGUAACUUGACCCAAAUCGUAUGUACCCAAAAGUUUACCAAUUAUUUCUCCUCAUCUGAAUCUCCAGCCAGUUUCCUUAGUUUUUCACAGAAUGUAUUUGGAAAAUUCUGUUAAAAUCUCA